Messenger RNA from Pisolithus orientalis, 3460 nucleotides. Its product is annotated as SNF2 family N-terminal domain-containing protein. NCBI's taxonomy places the organism in Eukaryota, Fungi, Basidiomycota, Agaricomycetes, Boletales, Pisolithaceae. The record is from RefSeq and is a predicted model, not a curated record. The transcript is spliced from 16 exons. The coding region runs from base 72 to 3374 and encodes 1100 amino acids. Gene Ontology annotation, molecular function: ATP binding; ATP-dependent chromatin remodeler activity.
GUAUUAUUUAAUGGUCUCAUAAUUCGUGUGCGUCCCAACGGCAUGUGCUAGUACUGCUUGUGAGCGAUACUAUGCAACUCGCAAACUGUCCGCUAUGUUAUUCAGACCACACCAAAACAGAACAGGUUGAAGACGACUCCGACUUACCUCCGCUGGAAGACUUAUUUGCUGCGGGUACAAUCACCGUUGCGGUCCAUGGCAAGGGCGUGUCUUGCGACGCCUCGGGUAAUAGUUCAUGGCGCAUGCUUCCAGAACCGUCGAAACGACCUCAGGAUCCCCUCUUAUUGGGUCUUGGAUUUUUGGCCCAUAACUUAUUUUUACGCUGCCACGUUCUGUUCAUCCGGCGACUACGCUGUCGGGGUGCAGCUGUUAUUAAGGAAGGAAGACGCUACCUUCACAGCGUCUUAUCCCUUAUCAAUUGCAACCCACGUUUAUGGAUUGCUGAGGAACCUAUCUUGUCCUCCGAGUACGACCACUUCUUACCCCGGAAAUCAGACAACCGAACUAUGGCGGAGAUUUAUAGCGACCUCAGUUCUCCAGUGGUUCCACCCAAAUGCGUUCCACUAGCCAGAGAAAUUGCUGAUGGCAAACCAGUGCGGGGACUUCGAAGCCAUUUAUAUGACUAUCAACGAUGCUCCGUUGCGGUCAUGAUUGAGAAGGAGUUGAGUCACCUGCCUGUUCCAGAUCCGUUAUACCUUGCUGUCACCAGCAUGCAUGGAGAGCAGUACUACUUCCGACCCUCAGAUGGGACCAUCUUAUGCGAGCUUCCGAUGGUCGCCCCAGGACGCGGCGGAAUACUCUGUGAAGAAUUAGGCACCGGCAAAACUAUCAUGAUUCUUGCUCUCAUCCUCUCGACCAUCGGCCAGCUUCCCCAACCAGAGGAGUCCAUGUUUGAUUUCCGACCAGUAUUAACACCUCUCGCUUAUCGGCAUUUCGCCUUACCCGACUGUGUGACCGCUCGAACUCGAGCAGGUCUGGAACCAUCGGACGUCUAUAACAUACCUUCUUUGGUUGACAUUCUUCUUCAUUACAUACGUUCGCGCAGUCAAGCCUCUAGUUGGUGUGAGUACGAGGACACUCUUGAGGGCACUAGUUUGUGGCCGUUAUUACACGGCAACACGCCCUUUUAUCAUCAUUAUGAUGACAAUCUUACUGCCGAGAUUUUUGGAUCGUCACGUUCUCGCAGUCAAGUGGAGCUGGGUCCUCGCGUCAUGUACCUAAGCGCAGCAACCUUAGUCGUUGUGCCUCUGACUCUGCUCGGUCAAUGGGAUAGAGAAAUCCAAAAGCACUGUCAUUCCAACGCUAGGGUCCUCAUCGUUCGUCAAUCGGAUGUCCUCCCUGCUGCAAGGAUACUUGCAACAAGCUAUGAUCUCAUUGUCAUGAGCGACGUUCGUUUUUGCAGGGAGUCGAGAAACAAGAAGGUUGCACGACUCCACGCUCUUCCACGAUGCACAUGCCCCUGUUUCGAAGGGUCUCGCAUCCCGAACUGCCGAUGUCCAGGGGAUACCCGGGUCACACCUCUUUUGCAAGUAAGGUGGAAGAGACUCGUGGUCGAUGAAGGCCACAUUGCUGGGAACGUAUCCGCUACUAUCAAUUAUUUUGUCAAGGAACUCAGUAUCGAGCGGAAAUGGAUCGUUACCGGCACUCCUACUUCCAACAUGUUAGGCCUCAGUUUGGGUUGCACAAAAGAAGGGUGGGAAACAGAUCCCAGUGGUUCUCCCAGCUCAAGGAAUAACAGUGACUGCAAUACACCAGAAGACACUACCCCUUCAAGUGCGGAUACUAGCGUUCGGAUCUGGAGUCGCUAUGAUACCGCCAACUUACGCAAGUUGAACACGAUGAUCGCAGAUUUUCUUGCUAUACCUCAAUUCCGUACUGAUCACAAAUCUUUUGGAGUUCAUGUUUCAUCACGUCUAUACAAUCGACGAGGCCCGCAACCUUUUGCUACGGAUAUACUGAGUCAAGUAAUGCACAUGGUGAUGAUUCGCCAUAGAGUCCAGGAUUUAGAAAAAGACGUUGUGUUGCCACCGAUGAAGCACGAGUUUGUGUAUAUGGACCUGAGUGAAUACGCGCUGAAGUCGUUUAAUGCUAUGCAGGCUGCUGUAGCGAUUAAUGCCAUUGACUCCGAGCGGCAAGUUAGGGGAAUGUUUUGGUCGGCUUCGAACAUUUUAUACAACGUCGACCAAAUAUGUCAAGAGGCACAAUCGUUCAGGACCCGUGCUCUCCAGCGUCGAAUUCCAAAGGAGGAGUAUGAAUUAUUGGAGGGCGCCCUGACUCAUGCAGCUGCAGCUGCAAGUGACACCUUGUGGCGCGCUAUACAGAAGCAUGAGGAUGUACCCUUCAAGGUAACAGGCCUCGACACCGGCAUCUAUGAAGCCUGGACACGGGGUGAUUUGAAGGCGAAAUCUCGCGAGGUUGAUCUCAUGCAUUCUAACCGUUUGAUCGAGCUUCGUGAUCUUGUCCAUGUACGGCCUCUUAUCUCCCCCCAAAACUUAAUCUGUGAAGGUAUCAAACUCAAUGCAGAAGGGGCGAGACCUUUAGAGCAGGAACCUUCUCAAGCACGAGAAUCAACACACGCCGGCACAAUCAAAUCGGUGACAGAAGUAUUUAAUGAAGAAAUGGAAACUUUGAAGAGAAAGUCACCUUCGUACCUUCCAAAUCUCCAGCUCUUGCAAAAUUCACCCUUGUCCGGGGUGCGCGUUGGCCCGUCUUUGUCGACGAAGCUCAAUUACAUUUUGACUGAGGCAUUACGGUACUCUGCGGACGAAAAAUUCCUUAUUUUUUCGAAGUCACCCCUUACUCUUGCCCACGUUGCAGAAGGGCUGGCUUUAUUUGGUGUCAAAUAUCUUCGUUAUACUUGCGACAUGCAACCUGCGCUACGAGAGCAAGCUGUCAUGACCUUCGAAUCCUCAGAUACCUACAGGCUUUUCCUUAUUGAACUAAAGCUUGGAGCACGCGGCUUAAAUUUAGUCUCUGCUUCGCGUGUGAUCUUCUGUGAGCCUGUAUGGCACCCAGAUGUCGAGUCCCAAGCUAUCAAGGUUGGAAAUUCGAUCAAAACUCUUGUCAUCCGAGGCACGGCAGAGGAGGCCAUGCUUGCUCGUAGACAACACCUCAGUUGUCGAGAACAAGUUCCGAAAAUGACAGACGAGAGUGGCAUGCGCCAGUUUAUGGAAAAUCCUCAAUUUUUGAACAUUGUUUCAUCUGAACCGGAUCGACUCUCCAUGCCUCUGAUUGACGCAAGAGCUCCUAGUUUCAAUCGCAGUAGCGAGAAUCAUUCGGCAGCAGAUGUCGAUGUCGAGUCUGGCUGCGUUUACGAGGAGAAGCAUGACCGGAAUUCGAAACAGAAGCGGGUAAAGUUUGCGAAGGAUGUCUAAUAAUUGUAAUAAGUCGGACUUUGAGUAAUAAGGCGCUUAGCCAUCUACAUUAACGAAUACCUUACUGCUAGCUAGUGAUAAUGCGC